This is a messenger RNA of Parathielavia appendiculata, 1364 nucleotides long. Its product is annotated as 3-deoxy-7-phosphoheptulonate synthase. Gene Ontology annotation, biological process: aromatic amino acid biosynthetic process. NCBI's taxonomy places the organism in Eukaryota, Fungi, Ascomycota, Sordariomycetes, Sordariales, Chaetomiaceae. The record is from RefSeq and is a predicted model, not a curated record. The transcript has 4 exons. Gene Ontology annotation, cellular component: cytoplasm. Gene Ontology annotation, molecular function: 3-deoxy-7-phosphoheptulonate synthase activity. Bases 128 to 1255 code for a protein of 375 amino acids.
AUUGAACAAAUAAGUCCGUUCACCAUCUUGAUUCUGCUGGCAUAUUCGUUUUGGCGCGGGUCGACAUUCGCUGUUUAUACACUCAUUGGGUUGAAAUCUUGCUUCCUUAGCUGAGAAUACCGCCACCAUGUCUACAUUCUACAUUGAAAACAAGAAUGUCGGCAACAAGGCCGAGAGUGAAGACUGGAGGAUUCGCGGCUACAACCCCCUGACACCACCCGACCUGCUGCAGCACGAAAUCCCCCAGACGCCCGAGUCGAAGCGGACCGUCCUUCAGGGCCGCGAGGAGGCCGUCGCCGUUGUCAAUGGGGUCGACGAGAAGCAGAGGCUAUUGGUGGUGAUUGGGCCCUGCUCUAUCCAUGACCCGCAAGCCGCGCUCGAGUAUUGCGACUUGUUGCUAAAGGAGAAGGAGAAGCACAAGGACGAGCUGCUGAUCAUCAUGCGCUCUUACCUCGAGAAGCCGCGCACGACUGUGGGGUGGAAGGGCUUGAUCAACGACCCGGAUAUCGACAACAGCUUCAAGAUCAACAAGGGUCUGCGGUUGAGCAGGCAGAUGUUCGUCGACCUCACCUCCAAGGGCAUGCCCAUCGCCAGCGAGAUGCUGGAUACCAUCAGCCCGCAGUUCUUGGCCGAUCUGCUCAGCGUUGGCGCUGUCGGUGCGAGGACAACCGAGAGCCAGCUGCACCGCGAGCUGGCCAGCGGGUUGAGCUUCCCGGUGGGCUUCAAGAACGGCACCGAUGGGAGUCUCACGGUCGCUGUCGAUGCCAUUGGGGCUGUCAAGCACCCCCAUCACUUCCUGUCCGUCACCAAGCCUGGUGUGGUCGCCAUCGUUGGCACCGUUGGCAACGAGGACUGCUUCGUGAUCCUGCGCGGCGGCACCCGGGGCACAAACUACGACGCCCAGAGCAUUGCAGAGGCCAAGGCUGCUCUGCAAAAAGCCGGGUUGCGCCAGCGGCUCAUGGUCGACUGCAGCCACGGUAACUCUCUGAAGAACCACAAAAACCAGCCCAAAGUCGCCGCCACGUUGGCAGAGCAAAUCGAGAAAGGCGAGGAGGCCAUCAUGGGCGUCAUGAUUGAGAGCAACAUCAACGAGGGCAACCAGAAGGUCCCAAAGGAGGGCAAGGAGGGCCUCAAGUACGGCGUCAGCAUCACCGACGCCUGCAUCGGGUGGGAGGACACGGUCCAGGUCCUCGAUGUCCUCGCCAAUGCUGUGAAGAAACGGAGAGAAGUGCUGAGCCAAAAUGGCAGUGCCUAGCCACACAUGAACGGUGGGGUCCACGUCAAGCUGUACAUAGAUAUCGUCCAAAAAUCGGCGUUAUGGGCAUCUGGGAAUUGGAAAAGGGGUGUUUUGUCCUGCAAGGGUC